Penicillium bovifimosum is the source of this 195-nucleotide messenger RNA. RefSeq lists its product as uncharacterized. The coding region runs from base 1 to 195 and encodes 64 amino acids. The record is from RefSeq and is a predicted model, not a curated record. The transcript has 2 exons. Lineage: Eukaryota; Fungi; Ascomycota; Eurotiomycetes; Eurotiales; Aspergillaceae.
AUGGACCAGCAGGUGAAGGGUGGUGGUAGUCCACCAGUCUUCGAGAGUGAUAUGCCGUGCUUCACCACUAUUGAAGCUGUAUUCUGGCUGAAGGACCUUAUGACUCAGUGGCGCACCAAGGGCAUAGCAUAUGCUAUUGGAGACCCAAAGCGGGAAAUUAACCGCAAGAAGAAGCAUCCACAGCUGAGAUACUGA